UAAUAGUUCUACUAAACCAGCUGUGGAUUUCCAGUGUUAUCUGAAAUGGUUAAUUUAAGUUUUUACUUCUACUCUGUCUAUAACCAGUACUAACUUUCUUCUACUUAUCCCUGUAAUGUGCUGCAUAGUUAUACAGCAUGCACUACUACUUGAAAUAUUUUAUUUAUUGUCCUCCCCUGAAAGAUUAUAUUCCAGGUGCUUCAGGAUUUCUCUAUUUUGUUCUGUCUUUAUUCCAUGUGACUGCAUGUAGUAGUGUCAGGGUAAAUAUUAACUGAAUAAAUACAAAAUGGAGAAAAGGGGCCGGGCAUGGUGGCUCACACUUGUAAUCCUAGUAUUCUGGGAGGCCGAGGCAGGUGGAUUGCUUGAGCUUAGGAGUUCAAGAUCAGCCUAAGCAAGAGCGAGACUCCAUCUUUAUUAAAAAUAGAACUAUCCAGGUGUUGUGGUGGGCUCUUGUAGUCUUCAGAUACUUGGGAGGUUGAGGCAAGAGGAUCUUUUGAGCCCAAGAAUUCGAGGUUGCUGUGAGCUAUGACACCAGGGCACUGUAUCCAGGGGGACACAGUGAGACUCUGUCUCUAAAAAAAAAAAGAAAAGGAAAAAAGGUAAGGACCUUGAGGGAAGCAUCCUUGCUCAAGACAUAGGGCUUUUUCAGGAGAAGGAGCUUAGGGAUAGUACAUUUGAAUAGAAUUCUUCAUUUUCUGCUCUCCAUGGUGCCCAACAGGAUGCUAGACUAAAUCAUGUUAGUAAAUUAAGGUCUUAAUAUCAACUAUAAUUUAAGGCAUGUACUCAGAAAUGUACUCAUUGGUUGUUUGUGCAUUAAAGAUUAAUAGACUAGCAUUGAUAUCCUGCCUCAGCAACUUUCUAAUUGGGUAACACUGAGCAUGUGGUUGAUGGACUUUUUCUAAGAUUCCUCAACUUUAAAGAGUUGUAAUAAUAUCUGAUUUGCAGAGUUUCUAUGAGAAAUAAAUUUUCUAAAAUAUGGACAUCACUUUGGAAAGUCAUUAUCACAUCAGAUUUGCUCAGAUGGCACAAAUUGUUACUAAAAUAUGUUGCAAUUUUUUUGUUGGCUAUUAAAAUACUAGUUCUACUGCAGUGGAAGUAAUUUGAAAUUUUGUGAUACCAUUGCAGAUACCAUUCUCAGGGAUGACACAAGUCAAAUAUUCUUAUUUUAUUACUACUAUACUAUCCAGGCAGAUAUUAGCUUGUGAACCACAAUAUCGCACUCUUUUCUGCCUCCUUAUGAAUAAUUCGGUGGGUUGAUGCUUUUUCUCAGAAACUGGAUUUUUGGUAAACUCUGCAGCUUAUAGACGUGGGGGCAGUGGUCAGGGAGCAGUAAUGCCUGCUAGCCAGCCAAGGAAUGAAAUAGUUAGAAAUAGUGGGAGAGGAACUCUCAGAAACUUGGUGUAUAAAUCAGUACACUCUUGGAUUUGAGACAUGGAGUGUAUUAUUCUAUGGUUAAUGGCACUCCUUGAUACAUUUCAUGCUUUUUGUUAUCAUAGGAAAAUUGACAGCCAAACUUUUUUGGAAUUCAGUUAGCUUAUAGAAUAACACUUUCAACCCCUUCUUUUCUGAUCCUUAAGAACCAGAGCACUGUUUUCUAGUUCUAGGGGAGAUAAGGUUGGUCCACUUUCAUGUAAGAUUAGUGUAUGCUUGGGUAUCUUGGGGUAUGUGUAUGUGUGUGUGUUUAUGUGUAUUUUGAGGGGCGUUGUCACUCAUUAUAGAUGUGCUGCAACAUCUUGGUUUAUGAGUGUGGGAAUUGUGGGGAGAUCUCAUGUUACUUUUUCCUUACCCCUAACUUCUCAGUAUCUUGCUUUUCUUUAUGAAGGGGACAUGGAGGAAGAAAGGACAGCUGCUGAGAAAAAUAUGGUACAGUUCUCCAGUGUUGACAGCCUUAUCCAUCCUCUUGUGCACACUGGAGUUUUUACCUUCUGAACAGAACUUGUGGGAUGUUUUAGGACUUAGUGAUCUUUGACGAUGUAGCUGUGAAGUUCACCCAGGAGGAGUGGGCUUUGUUGGAUAUUUCUCAGAAGAACCUCUACAGAGAUGUGAUGCUGGAAAACUUCUGGAACCUGGCCUUACUAGAUUUUGCAACUCAACUUAAAACUAAUGAAUUGGUAGUCCAACAGGAUAUUUGUAUAGAAAAAUUUUCCAAUGAACAGAAAAUAGUGAGAUUCAAAAUAAAUGAUUCCUGUUCUUCCAUUUUACCUGAAAACUGGGAAUACUAUGGUAUUAAUGACCAAAACAAAAGCCAUGAGAGAGAUUUGAGAACUCAUAUGGCGAAGAACAUCUAUGAAUUUAAUGAAGAAAAUCAACAUGGACAAACCUUCAGCCAAAUUCCACAACUUAAUAUGCUCCAGAGAACUACUGAAAUAAAAUCCUGUGAAUGCCGUGAGUGUGGAAAGGCCUUCAUGGAUUAUGCAUCCCUUAAGAAUCACAUCAAGUCUCAUACUAGAAGGAAACACUACCAGUGUGAGGAAUGUGGGAAAGCCUUCCAUUUUCUUGCUUGUUUUAAGAAGCAUAUGAAAACUCCUACUGAAGAGAAGCCCUAUGAGUGUAAGGAAUGUACCAAAGCCUUCAGUUGUGCCUCAUUCUUUAGGGCACAUAUGAAGAUUCACACUGGGAAAACAAACUAUGAAUGUAAAGAGUGUGGGAAAGCUUUUAGUUGUUCCUCAUCCCUUAUAGAACACAAAAGAAUUCAUAGUGGAGAUAAGCCUUAUGAAUGUAAGGAAUGUGGAAAGGCCUUUAGUUGUUCCUCCUCACUCUCCAAACACAAAAGAAUUCAUAGUGGAGAUAAGCCAUACGAAUGUAAGGAAUGUGGGAAAGCCUUCGGUUCUUCCUCUCACCUUAUAAUACAUGUAAGAAUUCAUACUGGAGAGAAGCCUUAUGAAUGUAAAGAGUGUGGGAAGGCCUUCAGUGAGUCCUCAAAACUCACUGUACAUGUGAGGACACAUACUGGAGAGAAACCCUAUAAAUGUAAGGAAUGUGGGAAAGCCUACAAUUGUCCCUCCUCCUUAAGUAUCCAUAUGAGAAAACACACUGGAGAGAAGCCCUAUGAAUGUCUAGAAUGUGGAAAAGCCUUCUAUCUUCCCACUUCCCUUAAUACACAUGUGAAAAAUCAAAGUAGGGAGAAACCUUAUGAAUGUAAGGAAUGUGGGAAGGCUUUUAGCUGUCCAUCAUCCUUUAGAGCCCAUGUGAGAGAUCACAUUGGAAAGAUAACUUAUGAAUGUAAGGAAUGUGGGAAGGCCUUUAGUCGUUCCUCAUCCCUCACUGAACACUUAAGAACUCACAGUGGAGAGAAGCCUUAUGAAUGUAAAGAAUGUGGGAAAGCCUUUAUUAGUUCCUCCCACCUCACAGUACAUAUAAGAACUCACACUGGAGAGAAACCUUAUGAAUGUAAGAAAUGUGGAAAAGCCUUUAUUUAUCCCUCAGCUCUUAGGAUCCACAUGAGAACGCACACUGGGGAAAAACCCUAUGAAUGUAAAGAAUGUGGGAAAGCAUUUCGUCAUUCUUCAUAUCUUACUGUACAUGCAAGAAUGCACACUGGAGAGAAACCUUUUGAAUGUCUGGAAUGUGGAAGAGCCUUCAGUUGUCCCUCAUCCUUCCGAAGACAUGUGAGAAGUCACACUGGAGAGAAACCUUAUGAAUGUAAGGAAUGUGACAAAGCCUUUGUUUGUCCUGCCUACUUUCGAAGACAUGUAAAAACUCAUGCUAGGGCUGGGCGUUGUGGCGGGCGCCUGUAAUCCCAGCUACUCGGGAGACUGAGGCAAGAGAAUUGCUCCGGCCCAGGAGUUGGAGGUUGCUGUGAGCUGGGUGAGGCCACGGCACUCUACCGAGGGCCAUAAAGUGAGACUCUGUCUCUACAAAAAAAAAAAAAAAAAAAAAAACUCAUGCUAGAGAAAACGUCUAAAUGUAAGGAAUGGGAAUUUCUGCAAGCCUUCUUGAAAUCCUAGGCAACUUGUGAUAUCUCAUAUUAUGGAGAUACCCUAUAUAUGUAAGAAAAUAGGAAAUUAUUGCUCAUCUUUUUGAAGAUUUGGGGAUACCUUAGAGAAACCUGUGUGUAUAAACCAUGCACUAAAGCCUUCAUUAACAUUACUUAAUUGUGUAUAAGAAAAGUUAUACUAGAAAUGAACAUCAGUGCUUCAUCCUUAAAGUAGACUUCUGACUUAUUGAUUUUCAAGGUUUAUUGGUACAAACAUUUAAAGUGAUAAAUUUACUUCUUCAGCUCUAGCCAUAGUAUGAGGUACUUUUAUUUUGGUUUACAUAUCGAUAAUAUUUACAUUACACAGUCUUUUGGAUCAUGCUAUAUUUUUUCAUAUGGAGGCAGAGGUGUUUUUUUUUUUUAUUACUGGUUUCUAAUUAAUGCCCAUUGUUCUCUAAAUGUGCAGUCAUUAUGGUAUCACCAGUCUGGUUUUGGUUUCUUUUUGAUCUUGCAUAGCAGAUACUGGAAAUUGCCUACUCAAUAAUUUUCUUCCCAUUCUUUUGUUUUACUAAGAGAAGUUAUAAUUUUUGAGAUGAUCAGUUUUUACUAUUAAGAGCUUUUGAUGCAGGGUGGUGCCUGUGGCGCAGUGAGUUGGGCGCCAGCCCCAUAUGUCGAGGGUGGCAGGUUCGAACCUGUCCCCAGCCAGCUAAAACAUCAGUGGCAACUGCAACAAAGAAUAGCAUUGUGGCAGGCGCCUGUAGUCCCAGCUACUCAGGAGGCUGAGGCAAGAGAAUCGCUUAAGCCCAAGAGUUGGAGGUUGCUGUCAGCUGUGACACCAUGGCACUCUACUGAGGGACAGAGUGAGACUCUGUCUCAAAAAAAAAGAAAAGAGCUUUUCAUGCUUACUAAGGAGUUUCAGUAGAGAUUAAUAAAUGCAAAGGGCUUGAAAGAGGGUUGUAUCAUCUAAUAGGCUAUUUUUUUUUUUUUUGCAGUUUUUGGCCGGGGCUGGGUUUGAACCCACUACCUCCGGCAUAUGGGGCUGGCGCCCUACUCCUUGGAGCCACAGGCGCUGCCCUCUAAUAUGCUAUUUUUAUAUUUUAUUCUUUGUCCUUGUUCAUGGCUGAGAAUUGAAUCCAAUGUUUUGAGUUAAAUAGUAUGUUGUAUUAAUCCGGGUUAAAAUGGCUAGGGACUAUAUGUCCCAGAAUCACUUUUUUCCUAGUCCUAGAUUAUAGUUGUAUAGAGUUUGUAUGAGAUUUGGAAGGUAUAAGGGGUGAAGCCCAUUAUGCUACACUGAGUGUGGCCAUCAGACAGGGAGACAGAUGUGGAAGAUGUGGGCUGUAGUUUUCAUCUUGUUUUUCUGAUUAUUGGAUCUCUUUGCUCAAAACUAAACAUUAAGUGCUUGACUUCAAUUUGCUCAGAGGCAGCAACUCCAUGGAUAUCUCUAUACAUAGCUUCCUGGAUUUUCUGGCAAGCUUUGCCAUUGUCAUUUUGUCAAUAUUGCAGUCCUUCUGGCCCAGUGUGGGGCAAGAUUGUUUUCCUGUGCCCAGUCCAAUACUAUGAUGUCACUCUGCUCAAGGGGAAAGACAUCUUUGCAAGCCUAGGGUGACCUCAAAAGCAAGAAUAGCUGUGGCAGUGAGGGAAAUUAUUCUAAGUGUAAUUGAGGUAAGCAUCAGACAAGGUGUCAUUUUAGGGAAGGAAGAUUUAUAUUUGAUGCCUUCAAACAGGGAAGAUUUUACUACUUUUUUUUUUUUUUUUUUUUUGCAGUUUAUGGCCGGGGCUGGGUUUGAAAAAACCACCUCCAGCAUAUGGGGCCCGCGCCCUACUCCUUUGAGCCACAGGUGCCGCCCUAGAUUUUACUGCUUUUUAAUGUGAGAAAAUAAACACCAUGAGCUGCUUCAGGUACAUUUACCUGUUUUCCCUUCUAUUUUCCAUUUAUCUCUAAAAGUCUAACUGUGCUACUCCCCCUUAACCACUUUUUACUGUUUUAUUAAGGUAUACAUGCACUAACAUGCAUGAAGUAUGCUUACUUUCAGUGUACAGCUUGAUGAAAUUACAUUUAUGAAUAAAUUCUGCCAAACAGAAUGUUUCUAUGACUUCAGGAAGCUCAUUAAUCCUCCUUUUCCAUAAUCAAUUACUCCACAGGGGCAACCACAAUUUUUACUCUCAUUAAAAUUAAUUAGGUUUGCUUAUUCUUGAUUUUCAUAUAAAUGCUGAAAUACAACAUGUACACAGUUAUAUGUGUUUGGCUUUUGCUAAACAUAAUGUCUGGUUUGCCUCCAGAGUGCUAGGAUUACAGGUGUGAGCCACUGUGCCCAUGGUUUCUUUUUUAUUUUUUUGAAGGAUUUUCUUCUGGUAAUUUGCCCUUUAUUGUAUGUAUGUGUGUUUCUAUAGAUACAUAUAUGCAAACCAUGUAUUAUAUAUACACAUAAAAUAUAAUAUGUAUAUUAUAUAUACAUAUAAAAUAUAAUAUGUAGAUUAUAUAUACAUAUAUGCAAAUAGCUUUUCCCAGUUUCUUGUCCUUUUACUCUGGUUUUUUUUUUUUUUUUUUUUUUUUGAGACAGAGCCUCAAGCUGUCGCCCUGGGUAGAGUGCUGUGGCAUCACAGCUUACAGCAACCUCCAACUCCUGGGCUCAAGUGAUUCUUCUGCCUCCUCCCAAGUAGCUGGGAAUACAGGUGCCCGCCACAAGGCCCAGCUAUUUUUUGGUUGCAGCCAUCAUUGUUGUUUGGUGGGCCCGGGCUGGAUUCCAACCUGUCAGCUCAGGUGUUAUGUGGCUGGUGCCUUAGCCACUUGAGCCACAGGCGCCGAGCCUUUGUUUUUUUUUUUUUUGCAGUUUUUGGCUGGGGCUGGGUUUGAACCUACCACCUCCAGUAUAUGGGGCUGGCGCCCUACUCCUUUGAGCCACAGGCGCUGCCUCUCUUUUUACUCUUUAAAGGAAAGUUUUUGGUUUGAUUACUAAAAAGUCUUUGGGUACAACUAGUUUCAGGCGUGGCUAGAUCCUGAGGCUUAAAAGAUAAUUAUGUUAUCUAUAAGAGUUUUGUCUCCAUGUUUUGGGUGUGCAUCCUUCUGCGUUACCUUUUUCCAAGCAAGCUAUCUCUAAGUAGUUGGCCCUGGAAGCUCCAGGGUAAUAUCUCCCCAGGUUAAAAUCUCAGGGAGAAGUGAGAGUGAUUGUCUUUUUGAACAGUUCCAGUCUAAUUAUCUUCAUUGAGUCUGAUUGGCUCUGAUCUGCUCACUUGCCCACCAUAAUCCAAUCACUGUGACCAGCAAAAUGUAAGACUGUGAUUUGUUUAGGACUGCCGUGUUUAUCCAGAAACUGGGUUAGGGUCUGCACCAAUUAUAGUGUCCUGGCAGUUUUGAUACAUGUGAAGAGGGGAAGAGGCAGCAGUGGGCAGGUGGAAUCUAAAAAUAGUGGUGGCAGAGUUGGGGUCUUGCUCUUGCUCAGGCUGGUAUCGAAUCUGUAAGCUCAGAGCAAUUCACCCACCUCGGCCUCCCAGAGUGCUGGGAUUACAGAUGUGAGCCACCGUGCCCCAGUCUUCCAGUUGGUAAACCUGGUCCAUUUACGUAAGUUGUCUUUAACUUUUCUCAGUGAUAUUUUAUAAUUGUAGAGGUCUUGAAUAUCUUUGUUUAAUUUGUUUCUAAGUAUGUGUUAUAUUUUGCUUUGUAAACAUUAUUUAUUUAUUUUUCACUUCUUUUGGUUACUUCACAGAAUUGCUAUAUCUUUGUAUAUUGACUUCAUAGCCAGUGACAUUUAUAAACUCAGUUAUUUAUUCAAAUAGUUUGUGGAUUGUUUUGGAUUUUCUAUAUGUAUAAUCCUGUCAAUAAAAGAAACUUUUCCUUAAUUUCAAAACUCUUUUUUAUUUAUUUUUCUUGUCUUAGAGUAAUGAAUAGAAAUGAUGAAAAAGAAUAUCUUUCCUUGUUCUAGAACUUAGAGAAAAGUAUGUAAUAUUUCACCAUAUUAUGCUAUGCUAUAAGUAUUUUUGUAGAAAAUCUUUAUCAGAUUAAAGAAAUUGUUUUAUUUCCACAUUGUCAGAUUUUUAAAAAUCAUGAACAGAUAUUCAGUUUUAUCUAGUGCCUUUUCUGCACGUCAGGGUUCUUAAAAUAUCCUGUCUGUUACAAGGGUACAUGUGACAUUUACUUAAUGUAGAAUAUAAAUGUCUUAACACAAUAACUAAGAAAAUGCCAUGAAGGCUAUGUUAACCAGUUUGAUGAAAAUAUUUCAAAUUGUAUAUAAAACCAGCAUGUUGUACCCCAUGAUUGCAUUAAUGUACAAGCUAUGAUUUAAUUUUAAAAAAUGCUGUCAAUAAGGCAUAUUAUAUAUUUCUUGAUUUUUCAAAUGGCAAAACAACAUCUAAUACUGGAAUAAAGCACACUUGG
Molecule: messenger RNA, 8288 nt
Organism: Nycticebus coucang (slow loris)
Lineage: Eukaryota; Metazoa; Chordata; Mammalia; Primates; Lorisidae
Gene: ZNF699
Product: zinc finger protein 699
Exons: 4
Coding region: 2046-3737 (563 amino acids)
Biological process (GO): regulation of transcription by RNA polymerase II
Cellular component (GO): nucleus
Molecular function (GO): RNA polymerase II cis-regulatory region sequence-specific DNA binding; DNA-binding transcription activator activity, RNA polymerase II-specific
Source: RefSeq, a predicted model, not a curated record